GUCACAUGUAACAGAUGGUGACUUUUUUCUCUUUCUAUGCCAGUAGUAGAUAGUGCGGACUGAUAUACCAUUGGCUACGCAUCAACAUGUCGCAUUACUAAGCAGCAAGAACAACAUGGAUGACGGAAUCGAUUGGCUCAUCUACACAUACGCGAAUACUACACUCAUGAAAACUGUUGAGUGUGCCGCUCCAGCUUUCAAUUUGAAGUAGGAGGUGACGGAUUGUCAAUGGCGAAGAUGCGGGAGGACCGAGAUAUGGAGGACCAGCGUGAGGAUCGGGAUUUGGAGAUGGAGGAAGCCUCACCACUUCUAUCCGUUAUGGGUAACGAUCUGCAAAGAAUGCUAAUUGAGCAAGCCACUACAUAUAGAGGACCCCUGCAUAAGUAUACAUAUGCAUAGAGGACAUGCAUUGAUUUGCCUUUUUUUCCCUGUUUUUUAGAGUCAACAUCAGAAGGGGAACAACAUUAAAUGCCAUAUCCAUCAAUUAUAGAUGAUUCAAGGCGGCCCGGUACGCCCCCCCUGUGGUAUGGUCUGUGGUGGCGCGCGCGCGCGCUUUUCCGCGGAUUCUAGUGGUGGAAGGCGUCAAAACUUGGAGCGGGCCCCCCCUUGGGCCUCUCAGCGUGUUCCGAAGGGGCCGCCUGGCCUCUGCUGACCCUCGCAGGCGGGAGGUCUCCGGGGUAAAAGGCUGCCGAAGGCGGCCACGGUGACAAGCGCAAGCAAUCCGAUGACCAAGGGCCCCCGUAGGGUACAGGCGGCACGGCUCAGGGGGUCCAGCCCCUCGCCUUUUGCCGCCUUCGGAGGCCUUCCGCUGCCGGCGCACUGCUGCGGCGGGGAAGCCUAACGGAUGCACUUAGGGCACAGGGAGGCAUGUGGACGGGGGCGCAGGCGGUCCCGUGGGCCCCUUUUGAAGCCUCCCACCAUCAUCGGAGGCUCCUAGGGAACAGCCAGGCAGCUGGAAGGGAACGGGGGGGGAGGUCACUGGGCCCCCUUUUGAGGCCUUCCACCCCUGGCAGACGCCUGAAAAAGGGGGCCGCCGCCCCGCGCCCUGGAACAUAUAUCCAUGUCUGUUGAUAUUUUUUUUUCUAGUUAGGCUGGCUUCACCACAAACACAUGUCGGUUGAUAGGACCACUUUCAUCUUGUACGUAGCCAUCAAUAGGACCCCCAAUUAACAUGUACGUAGUAUCAGGAUCGAUUACAGCUCUAACUCACAGCGUGACCGAUCGAUCGAAAAAGCACGCGAUGCACUUCGGAAGAGAGCGGCUCUUGCAAAAGUUAUGACUUUUAUUUGUGAAAAAAGUCAUGUCUAUGUUGUACAGGAAAGGACAAUCAUCGGUCUAGAACUUCACUGAGUGGCCUUCUAAGCAGACAGAAAUAGCUACAUCACAAGAGGCGCCAUGGCUGACAUAUCUUUGUAUCAGACCAGUUGCCGGCUACGCAUACAAUUUUUGCAUGAAGAAGCGUAAAUUGCUAUUCCGCGGCUCGUAACUUUCCUUUCCAGAAGCACGACCAGAGAAAGACAUGCUCGAUUUUUACAGAGACAAAACUAAAAUAGAUCAAGAUUUCUUUAGAAGAUGUUACAAUUUUCUAAGCAUGCCGAGAGCAGCUGGUGGACUCGUCCGUGGAGAAAAAUCUUCGAAGAAGGAUCGAGUGUAUUUUACCGAAGGACUGGGGCUCUCUGCGGCCUCACAGUUCUCGUGUUUUUAUGGCUGGCUACACUGCAAUUUGCUACAAAAAUGAUUAGAAAAGAAUCCAAGUUCUCUAAAGGGUUCUCUAAAUAAAUAUCUUCUACUAGACGUUGCAGUAUGCUUUACUAAAAGUUCAACUUAUUAAGUAAUACAAUUUGAAAGAUUGAUGUGUAGAGUCAAAAUUAUCAGAUUAUGGUGCAUUAUAAAAGAUGUUGUGAAAGAUUAAGAUCAACUAAGAUUGUCAAGAUAGAUUAGUAGAUGAUAAAUCCCUCUCUAAGUACUUAAUUGUUUUAGUGAUAUGCUUUACAAGAUGACAUAUCUUCUUCUAAUUGUUGCCGUAAUAUGUUUUUCCGCGAUGUACAGUCAGUCCAGUGCGCCGUUUGCCGCAGGCGCAGGAGAGGAGCCAUUGAGGCGCAUGUUGGCGUGGUGGGGCAACGAAGGUGCAGUUAAGGCUCUCCCUAAUCGUCCAUGUCUUCUUCGAUAGGUGGGAGGAUCCAAGAACUAGUAAUAUUAGUGUCUGCAUCUUCAACUAUUGAUUAGCAGUACAAUAUUAUAUUGUACUGCUAAUCUAUAGUUGAUAUAUUGUCAAUGUAGGGAAGAGUCCUCAAGUGCCUCUAUGCACCCAAAUACAUCAAGGGAGACGCUGAGGCAUAUUUCUCAUCUUGAGGGAUCUUUUCUCGACAGGGAUGUUGAACUAGGGACCGGUCUAAUGCAGUGGCGUCUCUCGUCGAGGUGUGUAGGGAAAGUUCCUGCGGUUCUUCGGAUGCCAGUACGGGCGCACCAACUGCCAGGGCGGCCGCUGCCAGUACUACGGGCGCAGGAGGAGGAAGUGGUAUAAUGAUUCAGGAUAUAAUGAUAUUUUUAAUGCGACAAAAUUCGUAGGCAGACAGCUGAAUAGAUUCCUCGCAUCUUCAAAGAGACAAAAUACAAAUUCAAUAUGCCUACAACUCAUGACGCAUUCUCAUGAUAGACAGUAAAAAAUUUUCGAAAUAAUAUGGAUUUUUAUGUGACCUCAGAGUCACUGUGUGGCCUCAGAGUAGGUUCGUGAAUUCAACAUCAGAAACCAGCUAGAAUUCUCGAAUUCAAACAGGAUCUAGUUCCAACGUACUCGGCAGCAGUACUCAAGCGCGAAGUACUCAAAAGGCGCCUGCUAACCCACCAACUGUUGUUACUGGUCAAGCAGAAGCACCAGCUGCUAGCGAAACUCCAUUACGGCUACGCUUUUAUCAUCCUACGUGGAGUUGACAUAAGUGCUGAUUACCGGAGCCUUUUGGAAGUCUCCAUCCCAUGGAUUUAGAUUCGAUUUCGAAAUUUUUCGUCCCUUUGCUUACCUUCGGGUAGACGUGAGACUUACCGGUUAGGACCUACCUCACCCGAUUGUGUAGGACCUACAAUGCGACUGAUCCUAUGAUGAUGAAAUGACUUUACGAAGCUGCCCGCUUAGUUACUUGCUCACACACUUAUGUGCUCACUCAAUUUAUUACUUGGUCAUACGCCACUUUCCUGCUCACAUAAGUACUACUUUCCUGCUCUCGAUUAUUUACUUGCUCAGAUGCACUUGUUCGAUUAUUUACUUGCAUGCUUAGUUAGAAGUUGUUCUGCUUCUGUCGCUAAAGGAAGCAGUUGUGUCCGAAGCGGAAGCGGAUGCGGUAAGGGCGCACUUGUCAGCAGAUUACGAAUCGUUGGGGCGCGGUUUACGAUCUGUGCGGGAGGGAGCUGCGGACAAGGAGAGUGGUGCCUAUGUUGUACCCAACAAGUGGGUUGUGUGCACUUAGGACUUGUUGCGUGAAGGCAGUGCUGUGAACUUACAUCAGGUAAAAGACUGCCGAUACUAUGUCGGCAGUGUUUCAUGUGUAAGAGAUUGAGACUAUUUUACAUUAGGUAGGAGAGGUACGGGACUACUAGGAGAGCUAAUAUUUUCUGUAUAUUCAUAUGCUUGAAAUUCAUAUCAAGAUGAGCGUCUUUUACGCGUUCUAAAAUACCGGAGCUGUUUGUAAGGUUGAGACGUCGCCUUUCAGUCAGUUUACCUCGGACGCGGACAAGAAAGAAAAAGAAACACCCAUUAAGGAGGGAAUACUGCCAACCACAUUAUUUUUUGAGAAGAGGUACCGAAAACAAUAAAGGAAAAAGUCAGCCCUUGUGGUCUGAGUCUUCGUCUAAUUUCAACCCCACGGGCUUAGCAGUUUCUCUAAGUCGUAUCUCUUCUGGUGAAGAUAGAAGUGUAUGAUCUUUUUCUUGCGUAUUAUGUAUAAGAUCUAGAUCACUUAUUUGGCGAUGGUCCCUUGUUCUAUUACACCCAUCGUCGACCAUUUGUCUUGCGUCUCCUCUUGAGUCAUGAAUUAUCAUUACCAGCAAGAGUCUAAAUCUUUUAGCGUUCUAAUGACUCGGCUUUGGAGAGUAACGACGCGGAGCAAUACAUAAGCCUGGACGAGCUGAGCGCGAAUCCGAAGUCCUUUGUUACGGUUAGACACUCACUAUCUGGCGUAAGUAAAGAAGAUUGCGUACUAUCGCCAUCACGUUAAAAGAGGGGGACGCACCGAAGAAGAUGAUGCAACCGGCACCGCCGUGCGGAGUCUCGUGCUUUGAUUUCUAUAAAAAUAGGGUUGGAAGUUUCUCUAUCCGCCCUUGGUCGUACUGUUAAAAAGGAAAGAAACCAAUCAAAAUCACAACUCAGCCACAGAUAGUGAGGCUCUAGCGUUAUCCUUGGGACCCUGGGAAAACAGCUCCCUGCUAUCGCGAAAGCACACGUGUUUCAUCCGGGCAGGAAAGACCUCCUUCGCUUAUGUUCUGACCGUGUAUCUAUUAGCAUUAUUGUAUUUGUAAUAAGUAUGGGUUUAGAUGAUUCUUUUCAAUUUUUUUGUUUCCUAGAUAGGCGUGCUCCACCGAUAUUAUUGUAUUUGUAAAGUACGUAGUAUUUGAUGUAAAUAACAAUAGUUUCGAUGGUGAGAGGACAUCUACCCUGCUACGCCAUGAGAGGACAUCUACCGCACACACUAAAUACGUGCCGGAUUGUUCUAUCUGAUAUAACCAGAGAGUAUGCAAUUUUAUUUUUACUUAAUCUCUCUUGUACUAUUUCGUGUAGGGAGGUAUUAACUCAUCUAUCAUAAUUUUUUCUAUGACGCCCUUAAGGCAGUCUGCACUGAACUUUGUGCCGGUAUCCACGCGGAAAAUACGCAGGUAGGUUCUGACUUAUCGGAACUCGCUCGCACUACAAAAAAAAAAAGCGAGAAAAUAUGUAGGCAGGUUUUGACUUAUCGGAACUCGCUUGCAAAAUACGCAGGUAGGUUUUGAUUUAUCGGAACUCGCUCACGAUACAAAAAAAAAAAAAGCGAGAUUAAUUGUAUUGUAUUGUAUUGUAUUGUAUUGUAUUGUAACUCUGCUGCACUUUGAUGAAGUACUUAACUCGAGAAUACAGAGUGAGGGGACUUCUUGAGGAUCAAGGACGCCGCUAGUUGAGGACCCUAGCAUCCAAGCAAAUGUAAACAGCGACAUCAGGGUUAUGUUUUUUAUCUCUUCCUCCAUAACAGCCAUCUCUCUAGGAUAUGAGGCAUCUGCGGAAUGCUUCUCAACUUAAUUUAUUAGGUUUAUUCAGCUUUUGGGAUCCCUCCUGGUGGAUAAGAGACUAACUUGAUCCACCCCACAUAUACUCUUAGGACAAAGUAGUUGCUAUUUUCAUCUACUUUCCAACUCCCUUCAUUUACUCGGAUACAAUUGUAAUUUUCAUCUAUAUUCCAUCUUCCCACCGCCCCUUUUCAUUUCCGUUGCAUCCGAUCGUGACGGCAGUAACUGCGGACCCUGCUAAGCGUGUUCAAGACCCAAGAAAGGUUAUGGCUUUUUGAUCCUAAGAGCUUGUAAGUCUACUAAGUACUUACAGUAAAUUUAUUUGGAGCCAUAUUGUAAAAGGAAAACCCAAGAAGUCAGAUGAAGUCGCCAGUUUAUCAUUCCUACUUGGUAUGAACGUAUUUGGCCACUACUAAUACUAUAAGAGGAGCACAUACGAUCUAGGAAGUUCGAGAGUUUUCUGUACAUAAUAUUAUAUGAGCUGACCACAAGUUCUUGCUUUUUCUAUGAUCAACAAGUAUGAUGGCUUGAUGAAAAACAACGGGGAUGAAAACUACACAAAAGACCUUGGCUCAAUCUUUUUGAUGUCAGGGCAUAGCUGCCCAAGAGAUUAUACUCACAUGAUACCAGCAUGCUGAGGGUGUCCUAACUGAUCUUACUAGCAUAAACUCGGACACUGAUCUUACCGGCAUGCUGAGGCUUUAGGUCCCAUCAGCAUGCCCCAACACGCAUGCUGGGGGGGUCCUAACUAUUGACUAUCCAGCACAAGAACUUCGAUAUGCUUAGGAUUCUAGUACUAAAUCUAGCCAGCUAGUUCUAGCUUAUCUAGAGACAACUCCUAGAACUAGCUCAUAUCUAAAGAGGAUGAACUAGCUCAUAUCUAAAGAAUGUAGUCUACUAGCUCUAAAAAGUAUGCAGUGAAGAACGUUGAUAGGAGGUACGCGGCUUUCGAAACUCCAGCUUUUCCUCGCAACUGGGUACCGAUCAGUCCACGCAUCGCAGACUCUGCUUUUUUAUGGUACCAUUGUGGUAGUGUAGUGCGUAGUCUAGCUGACAUACCUGUCGUGGAGUGGGUACACUGACUCACUCAAAUCGCAUCUAGCAGAGCUUCGCAGCUCCCCUUUAAGAAGUACGCUAGGCGAGGAUUGAUACGCCUUUACGUAUCUCGCUUUUAAGUAGCUCUUACCUUAAAGAGAGUGUAGUACGCUACGGAGGCGAGCAUGUGCCCGUGGGGCUCGUUGUGAAGGAUCCACAACCUCACCUAACCUACUACUCAAACAAGGGUCACUAGCGGACGCUUUGAAGUGUACUGCUACUCAAAGGGUCACUGGUGGAGGUAAUGUUCUUCUGGCUAGAUGGGAAAUGAACGUCCGCCACUGUUCAUAUUUUUCCGAGUCUUUCAAGCAACGUGCGAGCUUGACGGCAUCGGCUGAGCAAGUGUUGAAGGAAGAGGGGGCCUUAGCCGACGACGUACGAGACGGUCUCGUGGAAGAGUACAUUAGGUCUCGGGAUUUUGCUAGAGUUCAUGCUACUUACCGAGCAAAUUGGAAGAAGAUGAUAGUAAAAGUUGAUGAUCGAUAGAAGAUUAAGAUAGGUCUACAGUCUAUCAUUGAUCGAUAGAAGAUUAAAAUAGGUCUACAGGAGUCUGUCAUUGAUCGAUAGAAGAUCAAAAUAGGUCUACAGGAGUCUGUCAUUUGAGACGAUGAUGACUAUAAUGUGCGUCUUCUAAUUUGAAAAUGUUCCGGCGUGCUGACGAGGCAAAAGCGGAGGAAGAACAGGCGAAGGACUGGAACGAUAAUAAGCGACUAGCGGUGUGCGAGAUUGGUGACGGUAAUUUUGGACGCGUUUUUGUGCCAAAUGUGAAGGAGAAACUGGGGAAGACGAAGAGUGAACUGAAAAAGGACGAGCAUCUUUUACCAUCCGCAACCAGUUAAGGCUCAUUGUAUGUCAUAUCCACAAGAGGUCAGCUUUCUCUGCAGUUUUCUUCUUGGAAUAGAUAGUGCAGAAAUUAUGAAUUGAAGAAAGGAAGAAUUGCUUAUCGAGCUCUAAGACAGCAGAAUUAGUGCUGCUCUCGACAAUGCCUUCGAUGACGUGGAUGUGCAGGUCGCUGGUUCUUACUGGGUCGACCAGCUGCUCACUGCUCGUCAAAAGUCGCUUGAAGUUAAGGCCACUCACAAGCGCGAAGCAGCUCCAUAAUUAUUCUUAUUCGGCUUGAAUGCUUCGAAGCGACAAGAAGAUCUUGAUUGGUAUUGGCCUAGUCUGCAUUUUUCUUGAGCUCACUCUGGUUUUGUUUACGUCUUCCUUCCCCUGUUUCCUUCUUUCUUAGUUAGGGCAGCCCUACACACAAUUCAGACGAAGUCCAAGAACAACUCUAGCAUUAGGACCGACCUACAGAUCAAGUACUUAGUUGUAGAAGUGUUGGCGUCUACUUCCGGUUCUGCCCUAAUAGAAGUGAAGCUUCAAGAUCAUGAACUUCUACCCACUGGGGUAGUAGCAUUCUAUCUGAAGAGCUAAAGCAUAAGCAGGCGUCAGGGUAUAUAAACGAAAUCAGCUGACUUGUCGCUGUUAUUAACAUCUUCGUGUGCUAUACUUGGUAGCGUCUAAUCGAGGCGCCUCUGCUGGUGAUACAUGUCCACGGGAGCAGCCCGUGUGCGCGAAUUUCGUUAAGGCUAGUUUCGACUUUUGAGGGAAUGGGUAAGUACAUAUAAUAUAUAGAUAUGUAGUAGCAGGAAGGGGAAAAAACAAACAGGCGCCUCACUCAGCCACGGAUAGUUCUCGCAUAGCGCUAAUGUUGACGAGUCGUUUGGUUUUCGAGAGGCUCGGCCGCAGUGGCCAGAAUCAACCCUCCACGGUCUGAAAAGGGUAGACUUGCCUGGUGCAGAAGGUUAAGGGUGGAAGUAGUACCGUCAAGCAUCAAGAACACAAGUUGUACCCCAAGAAUGGGUUUACUACUACUAAUACUACUAGAGUAAUAAUACGCCACUUUUUGCACCACGUGGAUCGUAACGGCAUCUGAUUCUCAUCUACCUAGCGGGUAAUUUCUUUCUGCUAGUGUCUCGGGCAACCGGUAACAAUCUCAGAAUUCGUUCCUACGGUCAUUCAGAAUAAUGACAUCAGGGGCGCACGCCUUAAUAUUUCUUCCAGUGUUUCAGGUCAUCCUCAUCAUCUUGAAUCUUGAUGAAGUUUAGGAAAAGAAGAAAACGUUUCCAAAAAGAUGUCGUGCUACUUCUAAGUGGAGGACUAACAGAGUAAUACUAAUAAAUAUUAAUUUAGAUUGUCCAACCAGACAGCACCAACCAAACACAUGGAAAUACUUCUUAGCACGAAUAACAGCCGAGAGUAAAACUAAAAGGCUUAGCAUGUAAGGCUCGGAAAUAUGUCCCAAAAUAAAGGAAAACAAUCUUCUCGAUACUUUCCUCACCUGUCUAAGAAGGUGGGACAAGCACCACGAAGACGAUCGCUCAGUGUCUCAUAUCGAACGAAUUUACCAACGAGAAAGGCAAGCGCGUCCGUUAUGGUGGUGGCUAUUCUUUUGGUGGUGACUACCGCUCAUGUUUGUAAAUGAGAUACCGACUACUUCAGCUACUGGUAGGUAGUUCAGGAUGACUACUUGUACUCGAGACGUGACGAUGAUGAUGAUUACACAGCAACAAAGAAGACCGGCAAUUAAAAUUAUCGACAGCCAUUAGCUCAACUAUAGAGAACUACGUCCCUCGUGAAGAAGACUAAGUUUUAUUAAGUCUGUCUGCCUCUAUUCAUCCUUCGGGAUUCUUCAAGAAACUGUUUCGUCUCGCCCGUGGUAAAGAGUGACCACCUAAGACAUAUUGAUGAUGAUGGAAGAAGACUCUAAGGCUUUUACUAUGGAUGGACAGGCUGUCAGCGUGUGAUAGCGGUGUUUGAAAUCAAUGACCAUGCUGCCCUCGCUGCAAUGUUUAUGGAUCAUAUGUUUUUCUUAGCUUCUACAGCCCUAGAAUUAGAGGGUGCCAUGACAUGCACAUGCGACAUGGAGGGGGUCUGAGAAGAGAGCAUUUGCUGAUAGAGGUAGAGAAAAGGAAAACCUCUGUAAAACUUUGAGGCAGAGGUGGGAGCUUAUAGUAGAAGAAGCUGGUUACUGGUUAGUGACAGCUUUGUUGGUUAGAGAGCUUUGUUGGAUAGAGCUUUGAAGAAAUAGUGCCCGAUUUUUGAGAUGCCACGAAAACGAUGAUUGAAAAAUCUGAGGGGCUUAGUGUUUUACUGCUAUUAAGCAAUGCGAGUUUUUAGUAGUCCAUCAGAGGCUGCGUUAAUCCGCUGGAGAAUGCAGCUAAACACUGCGGAUGGCGGAUCACAUCCUAAUCCUAAUCCUGAGGGGCUGACUCUAAUGUGCGGGAUUCUACCGAGUUCGACAUGGGUUUUCGUCCACUGAUGCUGGACAUUUUUUAUCCGCGUUUUACCCAUGAGGAUAGCUUCGCUAUUACGAUGACUGAUGGUAUACUCUUACAUUUACGUCAAGCACAGGGUUAGUCGUGAUCCUACAUCAUUCGUACGUUGUUUACUGGUUAAAGCAAGCUCCUGAGUGCUAUGUUAGCUGAUCUUGGUUCUUUCUUCUGACGCCCCUGUGGCACUCUGCACUGAGCUUUUGUGCGAAACUUCUUCUUACUCUAUAUAAGUACAGAGAAAUGCUGACUUUGAAGCAUCCUCGGUAAACCUCGUUACUGCAUUGCACUAUCGCAAUGCUAGGUCCGGACAAGAUCCGCAUCAACAGUGCUCGAGGCAGUUUCCAUUCCUACAUACGGAGGCUGCCCUUUGUGGCGGCGAAUCACCCGGAGACCUAUGUCAGAAAGCAAGCCGACGCGAAGGAACUUGUGCGGAGAUUUGGAGCCGCGAAUCUCCCGCUUAUUCGCCCCGAAGGCGAGAACUAUGCUUAUUUAAGGCUUCCGCUUACUGUACUCCUAGUUUCGCUACUACUACUAGUACUUGUAAUAUUAAUGAUGUUGAGGUGAAGACGUUCGCUUGCGAUCCUCGUUAUAUUUACAAUUGCAUACUCGAAAUAAUUAGGCUUUGGCCCUCGACUGUCUAAUUUUGUUUUCCGCAAGGAACGCAGUGGUUUUGGAGCUCAUCGACGAGCGGCCCCUUGGCUUGGGUGACGUGCUUCCGGAAGAAAUCGAAGGAGGAGGGUCUAUCGAAGAGAUAGAAGAAGCAGGGUUUUUACCAUGCAAACGAGCCGACGGGAGCACCGAGUCCCAAAUCAGUAUACUUAUGGCGUCCCCGCCUAGUCCAUCUCUAUACAUAGGGGUUCCUGAAGCAUAUGCCUGCCAUUACAAGGGAGACGCUGACGCAUAUGCUUGAGAGCUUUCCACAGGGAUGAAGAUGAACUGGGGAGCGGUCUAAUGUACACCCGGUAUUACGCGCGCAUGUUUUCCACCCUGGUACCCCAAAUUAUGGCUUACUUGCCUCCUACAAUCUUCGUAUCUCAUCUGUAAUUGUGGUUCAUUAUUUGACACUGACUGAUAUUAACUCAGCAGCAGUAUGCUUGAUCGUAUGGGGCAUAUAGGCCAGGUUUUCUCGAGGGGACUAGAAACUAUCAAUCGGAAAUGCAUCUUUUCUACUAAAAAAGAGAAGGAGUUCGUGCGUUUCCUAAUAAAGGAGUUGAUCGGCGGGCCACGUGCGCUCUUGAUUGAAAAGGCUCUGCGGUACUAGACCCCAUGGCUCUAUUUGUAUAUCACAUCCAAAUAAAUGUGAAUUUUCACAGACAGAGAAGUACUCGAUUGAAGAUUUUCUUCUUCUCUAGUUAGUAGGGUCUGACUUGGCCACCGGAUUAGAGCUCCACUAAAACUAUAUCAUUCCGAAGUGGAAGAGUUAGCGUCACCGUUCCAAGAUAGGCAAGAUUGUUCUUCUAUUUUUAUUCCGAGUUAUGUAUCGUUAUCGAAUACUGCCCAGAGGCUUCGUGUCGGCCUGGGCGGAGCACCUAAAUGAAUGAAAAGCGUCUAACUUGCGGAUCCGAGAAUCAAUGGCCUUGUCGCCCGUCUUGUUCCCUCGCGACCGAAUGGUAUAGAUACGGAGUUCGUGGACAAUAUCGCCUUUCGCAUCCCGGUUCCCGAUGGUUAAGGCUCUUUUGUUUCAGGACCAUGAUCAAUCUAUGUGAUAGAAUCUAUGUGUCCUGGAUAUUGUUUAGUCUCCAAUAUAGUGUUUGCGCGACUAUGUGAGACUCGUGCUAUGCCGCGCUUUUGUCGGCACCUUGUGUGAAGGCUCAGCAAAGGCGCCCCAUUCCAUCCUAUUGUAUCCUUUCCUAUCCUAUGCUAUCGUAUCCUAUCCUAUCCUAUGCUAUCGUAUCCUAUUCUAUCGUAUCCCAUGCUGUCCUAGUCAGCAAAGGCGCCCCAUUCUAUCCUAAUCUAUCGUAUCCUAUCCUAUCGUAUCCUAUCCUACUCAGCAAAGGCGCCCUAGGUAUCCUAUGUUAUCCUAUCUUAUCCUCCUGUGGACGAGUAUCUUUUCCGAGUGUACGUAGAGCUCCUGUGUUUUAUUAGACGAGUUUUGUAAUCAUGUGCGAGCAUGUUUUUACCUCAGCCAUGACACUGCAGCAUGUUCAGCACUGGGUGAAAGUCAAUCAAACCCCUGGAAGAUAAACCAAAACCUUUUAUCUCUUCCCAAGAAGAAUGAUUCAUGAUAUGUUCCAAAAAUGUGAAGUGGAUCAAUUUGACUAUAGAUGACCAGUCAAGGAAUCACCACGAACGUUGAUAGACAGCAGGAAGUUUACUCAUUAAGCAAUCAAAUUAGGGCCCUUGUGGCAGUCUGCACUGAACUUUGUGCGAGAUAAAUUGUAUUGUAAGACAUCACUCAUCAAGACAACUACCUCUAUCUAAUAUAGAUUCAGAGCCAAGCCGAUUCCGCCCGAAGUGCUGAAAGAGAUUGCAGCAAGGCAAAGCACUGCGAAAGUGACAGAAAUCGUGGACAAUCUGGGCAGCAAUCAUUAAGGGCUGGAAGUUGGCCUCUCUAUGAGCAUCUCUCCGGCUACUUUAAGUAUUCGAAAACUCAAAAUAACCGAGUUACUGACUGAAAUAAGGGAGGUAGCUUAACAUCAAGGCUACCCCUCCUUGUCAUCAGUAUCUCGGUUUUAACAUCAAGGCUACCCCUCCUUGUAAUCAGUAUCUCGUUUAUUCUGAUCAGUUACUCGCUUAUUUCAGUUUUUCGAAUAGGAGGGCCAUAGAUCCAUAGACGAGCUAGAGAGGUCAGCUUGCUACUCCUAAAAUCCGAUACCGUUCUUCGAGCAUUCUAUUCCUGGACAAACUAGCUCAUUCCUUGGCCGGCUUUUUUUACGGCGUCAGGAUUUUUAACAAGAGGAGCAAUGAGUAGGAUGAUAUGAGGUAGCGAGGUAGCUAGAAUGUGAAUGCGUUACUUCGCACUGUGCACAUCGAUAUCCAGGAACAAGCACCCACCACUUUCAGCAUCAUCCUAAUGAGAGUUCCUUUUACAACAGCAUGUCUCCUUGCCGUUUUUCAGUGAACCUCCUUGGCUGGCCAUGUACUUGGAAAUGUCCUUGACCAUUCUCCUCGGGAAACCUAUUUGUACAUUGAACAAAGACGCCUACUACUGGAGACGUAGCAUCUAGGCAUAUCUCUAAAGAGUCAGCCACCACGCACUACAACGACCGACAGCUUCACCGAGCAAGAGGAGGCGCUUCGCAAGAAAGUUUUGGGCGCGUACACUAAAAUCGCGGAGGCGCAGUUUUUUCCGGAGACUGCUUUUUUUAUGACCGAGUCAUUGUCAGUGCUGUAAGUGCUUGAGGCUAGAACCAGCCGAGUCAGUCGUGUAAGUACUCAUUAAGAAGUAAGUGCUAGAAGCGAUAGAUGUCUGCUCUGUUGGAAAAAAAAAUGAACUUUGCAACAUUGACUCGAACACAAGAGGCGAGUCCUCACGCUGGUCCCUCAUAUCCCGGCCCUCCCGCAUCUUCUGCAUUCACAGCCUCCUACCUAACAGUCUUCAUCUUUGCAACCUCCUACCUAACAGCUUAAAUUUCAUCUUUGCAACAUUCAACAGGACACAAGAGGCAAGUAAAGUCUUGCGCUAGAAACGAUAGACCAUCGCCGGCCUACUACAUUGAAGUAUAUCUAUUAAUAUCUACAAGGAAGCUGAGACUGUCACGUGGUUCGUCACGAAUGAGUGAGAGAUCUUCUUGAUCGGAAUGUAGUCAGUCAGACUUUCGACCUCCUACCAGGGACGUCAAUCAAUCACUCAAUCUACCAAUCAGUCGCCUCUACUCUCGUCUAAUAUUUAUGGGGUAAUGAACGCACGCGGACCAAAGCACAGGCCUACGGAAUCGCUGAUGGCGCUGAUUGGUUUCAACCAUGACGUCUACUACAAAAUCUUGGCUCGCCGGGAGUUUGAUUUAUGAAGAUCAAGACUCAUCAUCUCAUAAGAGUUCUAAUAUGUAGUAAAAAUGUGUAAUGUCUCUUGCUGGAGGUGGUAGUUGCGCUGCACUGUUCGUCAUAUAAACUGUAUGAAUUGCAUACCUCACAGCAACAAGGUGGAAAAGGCCACUCCUGAUGUUCGGUUUUACUCGAUGAUAGUACAGCUACAGUUCUAAACUAAGAAAAAGCGAAAAAGAGAAAAGCAUCCACCAGCGUCAAGAACGGAGCCGACGAGGCCACUGAAGUUCAUAAUCCGCCGUGGAUCACGUCCCUGCAGGAGUUCGAUUGGCACACGUUUAACGAGGAGUUGAUGAAGCUUAAGGACUCCAUUUGAUAAUCGUGACGUUUGCGUUUCUUGUAGUUUGUUUAAGAUGAACAGGGCCACUCAUAGCUGAUUGCAGGGAACAGGAAUCAAACAAACAAGCUUUCGCUUUAAGAAAAAGCGUCCGACGGAAGGCGGAGCAUCACCAGCGGGCGGGCAGUUCGCAGAUCUGAGAACACUGGAGUUCGUCUGGGACGGUGAAAAUGCUGCAAUUAUGGCAGGACAAACUCUGCGUGUUAUAUAUUUAUAAGAUUCUUCAGGAGGGCAAGUCCGGCUUGUUGAUAGAUUCAGGAAAAGCCUGCGUGUUGAUACUGCAGGAUGGUAAGACAAACCCUGCUUAGAUUCAGGAGGACUGGGGCAGCACCUUCUUAGUGGUGUAAAUAUAAUGUUGCACAUAUGAUAACCUCUGAGCAGCGCGAGCAAGUGGUUGCGACUCGGCGCAACAAGUUGUACUUGGAUGGCAUUUUGUGGGGUGCGCCUCCCCCUUGUAGUUUUGUUAUCUUCAUUUCCUUGAAAUAGUACAGAAGCAAAAGUUUGAAAACACUCACUCCAUGCCUUGUGACGGUGGGUCUUCUUUUUAAUCGGCUGCCGCAAGGCGAGCAGACGAGGCGGAGGACAAAAUACCGGGAAUUGGUGAAAGACAAAAAGGCGUCGCCGCUACCACGAGCGCAGAGGCUUUUGGACAGUUUCUUUCUGGGAGAAAAGCAAGGAUGGGUGCCUGCCGAGCGGAUUGUGGCGAUUACAUCACACGUAUUAUCACCGACCGUUAAGGGCUACCUCUUUUCCAUCCCUAAAAAUGAAAUCAUCUCUUUUUGUUUUUACUAGCCGGGAACACCAAUUGUAGCAUGUUUAAGCACUGAGUCCUCCGCUUCAAAGCUUAUUUGGUAAUGUGAAACCCUUGUUGUAUUUGUUUUACAUUUAAGAAGGGAGUAUUUUGAAGAAGAAGAUAAAGUAAGGGUCCUGGCUACUAACAAAUAGAUACUAUCGCAUCUCUGAAAAUGGAAUACGCAGGGGUGGCUCUAAGGCUGGCGCUCCUGUCGAGUUUCCCAGUCUGGCCGGCGGCGCGCAGAAAAAGAAGUUUCGGGAUUUGUUGGAAUCUGCUCUUACAACGCUUAUGAAGAAAGUUAAAGUGUAUAGAAAACUACAACAGGAUCAGGAGAGCAAAAAGUAGAACUGGUAAUGGUUUUUUAGCAAAGGUGUAUUAAAAGGAGUAGAUAUGGUUUUUAAAACAGAUACUGGUACAUUUGAGGGAGUAACUACAAUGAUAAACCAGAUCUGUCUCGUUCAUGUAGGUUAACCCUUUAUGUGGUUUUUUUUCCUGUGGUUUUAUUUCUUAUCGUUAUCGGGUCUCUUUCAUAAGCGAGUACAAGACUUUCGAUCCGGUAGACCUCACCGGGUUUUCUGGCGAGGUCUACAAAAGUCUCGACGACGAACGUGAGCAGGCAGAGCAGCUCAAGAAGGCGAAGGAGGAAGCGGCGCGCCAGAUCACGGAAAAUGCGGAAAUUAUCACGCGGAUGACGAAAGAGAAGGAGCAUUACGUCGAUCAUGAUGAAGGUUUCGAUGUGUGAGUGACUCCGUAUUGUAUAGCCAAGUCUGUAUGUGUUUAUGAUAGUUAUGUAGGCUGAAUGGCUCGAGAACGAUAUGUUUCAAGAUAGCCAGUAAAUUUUAGUGAACAGUCAAGAAGGAACCUAUAAUACAGUUCGUUGCGACGACCAUCAUCAGCGACAUCGUCUCUCACUUUAUUAGAGUAUUUACGGCCAUUUCCGUUCAAGUCGGCUCUCGGUCUAGAACUACACUGAGUGUUUCUUUUGCAUUGCUCUCUCUGUCUCUGGACAAAGAACAAGACAGACGGAGACUAGAUUCUGUUGGGAGUUUCUCACUUCGUGUUCUCUUCACUCUAAGGGGUGCUUGCUCUUGCCGCUCAGGAGGCAAAAAAGGCGCAGACUGACGCAGAAAGCAGAGCGCAGGAGGAUGCGCAAAUGCAGGCGAGAAGCCGGGAGCGUCGCCAGAGGGCCAAGGAACGGAAUGACAGGGAGGCGGAGUUGCGGAGAGUCGAGGCGGAGGUGGAAGAUGCGAGGGAGGAGCAGAGGGCUUUGGAAAAGGAACUGGCUUUAAGGUUAAAUAUGUAUGAUAUUUUUACGAGUCAUCUCUCGCAGUUUCCUUUUUAGGAUUCUGGAGAAAUGAGGGGAAAAGCGAAAUGUUUUGGGCUCUAAUCAAGGAGAAGGACGCCAAAAUCAAACAGCUCGAAGCUGCUGCUGCUGCUGCCACUGCCGGAAAAUCGAAAUACAGUGAAGACGGCGGAUGGGUGCAACUAGAGGAGCAGCAUGUCGGGAAGAAGUUCUCAAGCUUAGCUGUCGCUCCUGUUUUUUCUUGGCACAAAAAUGUUAUGCCGCUGCUAUUACUGCUCAUCCUCCUACUAGUCCUAUUUCCAUUACUACCACAACUACUUCUAUUUCUUUGCACUCCUAGUACUCCUCGGCAACUCACUACGAGCGUGAAGCCUAGAGUAGUGUGUUGCCGACACCUCUCAUUGAUUUCGAUUUACUUCGCUCUUGUAACAGAAUAGUCAAACUAUACAAUUCAUUCUUACAUUUUGAUUUUAUUUCGUUGCUUUCACAUACUCGCCUCCACAAGCUUCGCCCGGCUCCAAGUUUCGCACCUCUUCGCCCACGGGCUACAGCUAGAGACAGCCCGCGGGCUGGGUAGUGCACCUCGAUGAAUUGCCUACGGCGGGCACUCGCAAACUUAGCUGCGUCGACCCAUGGGAAGACGGGCGGGCUGCUUUCGGUUUUUAUUGGACUAGCUACUGAGGGGCCCACGCAAGUUCUUCAGAGUUUGCAAGACCUUCACGGCAGUCCAACAAAAAAGCCGGAAGAGAACCACCAGAAACGCAGAAGGACCCGCAGGGCCCAACGCUUAUAGCCGGCCCGCGGUGGCAGCCAAGAGCGAGGGCAGGGGGACCUUGCCGGGCCAAGAAAGCGCAGCGCAUGGCCGCGCCUGCUGGGUCUCUCUGGGUGCAACUGUUGAGCCUCUCCCCUUCGUCUUUCGUCGGUCAGAGAGGCGCCGCCUGCUGGAGGGAUGUCAGCCUUUCGGAAGACCGACGUCAUUCGUCAGGCUCACGCACGCUCUUCGUCAGACUGUCUACCUUUCUUCUAUCGUCAGGCCGACGUCUUUCGUCUGCCAGGCUAGUGGCGUUUCGUGUCGUGGGUCGUUAAAUGUCUUUCGGCAGACUUCUAUCCCCAACCUGCGUCCCUACCCCCGUCGGGAGUUUUUCCGGCUUCUUUUCUGAAAGUAUGCCCGGGGGCCUUAUAGCAAUUUGUCGCAAGAAAACGGCCUGAGAGUAUGUAUUGGGGCUGGGGCUGCAGGGGAAGGGACCGGAGGCUGCAGGCAAGGACCUCGAGAUUACAGAUUGAGGAGAAGAAGGUAGAGACUACAAUCGGUAAGGAUCUCGACGUCGAGAGUAUACCUAAACCAAUAAUAUUUAUAUAUAGGUUAAUAAUUUCUUUUUGUAAUGUUUUAGCACUAUCAACUUAUAGUAAUUAGUUUGGAUAAAGAUCAUUCCUGAACUUUCAUAUAGCAAUUUUUCGCAUUCUUUCGCAAAGUGGGCAUCUCAGGGGACGAUGUCCCGGUUUGGCACCAGGACACCUCAGACACGGUGCCAAAACAGCAAGGUGGAUCUCGUGGCGACAGGUUGUUCCUCUUCGAUGAACUGACCAAGAAGUACGUCACACACAAUAAGCUGCAGGCAACCACCAGGAUUUAACUAGAGCUAGGAAGUCUACUUUUUCCAUCCCAUAUGUAUGGAGUUCUUCUGAUACUGGAGAUCGGCCGUUUUUUACAAUCGCUGACAGUCUUAGAUAGUCUUGCCGACAGGAGUCCAGUAUAAGUCAAUACUAGAGUGAGACGCGAUGACGAUGUUGUAGAAAAGCAAAAGGGCUGUUGAGGCCUGGGCUCUCUAGCUGGAAUCACAUACAGUACUAGAGGUGGGAUACUUGUGUAGCGCUACUAGAUAAAAAAAUCGCCGAAGAGCAACUCUAUUUUAAUAGGAUAUGGGGAUAUGAAAGAAUUAGAGGAGGACUACUCGGGAUGGCAAUCAAUCAAGAUGAAAGCGCCUAGAAGUGAUUGAUCGCUGCUAAGAGAACUAAUUUAGAAGUGAGUUAUGGCGAGAAGGCGACGUUAUCAACGUAACAAAUAUUAGUAUUUAUAGGGUUAGCGAUUUUUUCUGAAAUCCUUAAAGGACUCCUUUAAGUGCCUCCCUUAAGGAAGCUGCUUCCUUAAAGCGUUUCUUUUUACAAAAAUGUGCUACGACCUUCCUUAAGAGGAAAGAUUUUCUUUAAGGAAGGUCCUUAAGGAAGAGCUGCUACGGCCUUUGGCUAAUAGUAGAACCUCCCUUACGGGAUUUUCAAGGACUCGCAAGGGAGUAAAGUCCUCCCGCGUGUUCUGCCUGACAGUCCAGAGAUUUUCCGGAGUUUUUUGCCAGUGGUGUACUUUGUGGUCGCCCAAAUUGCCAGCCCCCACCGUGAUCCCGCCAACACACUACGCGCCCACCCCUAGCGGAUCGCCCCUACCCUUAUCGCCUGGCGCUUUUUUUUUGAAAAACUUCAGGGAGGUCACACCAUUCAAAUACAGGAGAAUCUGAGCGACACCCCUGAAGUUUUUGGGAAAACGUUAGCUUUUUUCUCCCCGCGACUACCUUCCGCGCACACCAAUCGACCACAGGAGCGCGCGGGCGUGUCCGAGCUUGGCCUUCUCAUGGACAUGAUGGCGCCCAAGAGGCUCCGCCCCUCAGAUAUGGAGGGGCCCAGACCUACUCUCCCCACAGGCAUCGACGUCCCCCGGGUCUUCUCCGUAGAUUCCUCAUAGACAUGGCCACACUUCGCGAACCGUCACAUGCUGCCGACUCAAAUGCGGGCUUUCUGCUAAAAGCUGGCCCUCCCUCUCGAUCUCCGCAUCCAGCAGCCUCUGCGGCAGGUCUUUCGUGGGAACCCGCAAAAUCUCAAACACGGUGUCCACCGUUUUGUUGUGGAAGAUCAGCCUCGGCAAGACCUGGAACACCUCGGACACGGUCCCCAUGCACCCUGAUUGGCGUCGUCAUGUCCAUAAGAAGGCCAGAGCCACACAUCUCCGCGCUUGAAGGUUGAAGGCGUUGGGGGGGUCGAUGCUUGGGAGGGUGGUAGCCCUGAGCCUUUGCGUGUCUGCGUCUGAAGGGUGGACCCUGGUGAGCGUCGUCACGUCCAUGAGAGGGCCAAGCGUAUGCAUCUCUGGGCUUGAAAGUUGAAUGUGUUGACUGAGGACGUCGAUGUCUGUGAGAAUGAUAGCCGUGAGCCCUUGCGUAUUUAUCUCAAGGGUGGACCCUGGCGAGCAUCAUCACGCCCAUGAGAAGGCCAAGCGUAUGCGCCUCCGUGAGUGAAGGCCGAAGGCGUUGAGGAUGUCGAUGCUUGUGAGGAGGAUAGUUUCGAGCCCUUGCACGUCUGAAGGGUGGGCCGGCCUUGGCUGGAGAGCGUCAUCAUGUCCAUGAGAUGAAGGCCACGCCUAUGCAUCUCCGUAAAUGAAAGCCGAAAGCGUCGAAGAUGUCGACGCCUGUGAGAAUGAUAGCUGUGAGCACUUGCGUGUCUGGAGGGUGGACCUUGGUGAGCGUCAUCAUGUCCAUGAGGGGGCCAGGCUGAUGCGUCUCCGUGUUUGAAGGUUGGCGCCCAACUUCUGCGCAUCGAUUGAUAUGAACAAGCGCGGCCUUCUCAUGGGCCCCAUGAUGGACGCCAGUGUCGAACUUUUGCCAUGGAGGAUAUGCUCUGCCCUAGAAUUCCCCUGGACAUGAUCACACUCAAAAGGGCCCAACUUUUGUGCGUGCAUAUGUCCAGGCGUGGCCUUCUCAUGGGCUUCAUGAUGCUCAACGGGCCAGCCUUGGCGCCCAUUGGCUCCCUAGUAAGCAAGUUGGCCAAGGCAGUAGCCUCCUCACUAGCCUCGCCACAGUGGGGGCCAGCUUCCCAGCCUUUCUAGCCUUGGCCGCGAGCAGACUUGGCGACUUUUUUCGUUUGUCUUUCUAUAUCUUAGUGAUCAUUCUGCCUGGUUCGUCUUCGUUGUUAACCUAUGCCCAGCGCAGCGGGCCCUUGAUUUAUAUAUUCUCAAAGAAAGUAUCCACGCACUAGAGCUAGACAGAGAUAUUUUGAAGGCUCACUUGCAAUGAAUGUGAUGUAGACGUUACAUAUAUGAUUUACUACUUACAACGAACGACAUUAGUGUGGACGUUACCUCCUAUGUGAUUUUCUGCUCCUCAAUACGAUCGAGAGCGCCAUUUUAUCAGCUGCAUGAAGCAAAUUUAUUAUUGACAAUGAUCUUGUUGACAAUGAUGUGGCGAGCUAUCUUCCACAGAACAGACAGCUUCACGAAGUGUAUGAUGUUCUCCUCCUUACUAGGACAUUUCUUACUUAUUGUGCAGUGCAUCAUGACCAUGAGUCCACCGAGAGGGACUGGUGUAAGGAUUUAUGAUUAGUUAGAUACCUCCUCACGCUCAGCAAUUGAGGUGCUAAACAUGCAGAGGUAGAGUCAAGCACUACGAGACAGACUCGGUUAAUCAUCGCUGGAAAAUUAACGACUGUUGGGAGAAAUCGGAUGAACUCGGAUUGCACAGGAACACAUCGCGUUCAACAUACUUAGAAAAAAUAUUUAUAUUUUUUUUUCGUAUCAUGGCAUGUGCAUGCACAUUUUUCAAACGUACACCGCGAAAGAUAUACCAGAGCCUGCUAGUUGUAAUUAUGAGGUGAGGCCCUUUUCCCGUAACUGCACAGAAGAUAUAGAGACGGCACAGGCUCAACCUGUGGAAGGUGAGUCUGGACCUAUUCUGUCGU
Amoebophrya sp. A25 is the source of this 20795-nucleotide messenger RNA. The record is from the annotation of a GenBank genome assembly. Lineage: Eukaryota; Dinophyceae; Syndiniales; Amoebophryaceae.